This is a messenger RNA of Mesorhabditis spiculigera, 5184 nucleotides long. Lineage: Eukaryota; Metazoa; Nematoda; Chromadorea; Rhabditida; Rhabditidae. The record is from the annotation of a GenBank genome assembly.
AUGGGUGUUCCAAAAUUCUAUAGAUGGAUUAGCGAGCGGUAUCCCUGCCUCAGCCAAGUUGUCUCCGAUGCCCAGAUACCGGAAUUCGAUAAUCUGUACCUGGACAUGAACGGCAUCAUCCACAACUGCUCCCACCCCGACGACGACGACGUCACGUUUCGCAUCGAGGAGGAGCAGAUCUUUGCCGCGAUAUUUAAUUAUAUUGAUACGUUGCUCCGCAUCAUCAAGCCGAAGCGCUGCUUCUUCAUGGCCAUCGACGGGGUGGCGCCGCGCGCAAAGAUGAACCAACAGCGUGGCCGGCGAUUUAUGUCUGCCCGCACCGCCGAGUUGGCCAUGGCCGCCCACGAGCGAAAGGGCGGCGAGGCCGUCGAGGGCGAGCGGUUCGACUCCAAUUGCAUUACGCCAGGAACGCCCUUCAUGGACCGCCUUCACAAGGCCAUCGACGCGUGGGUGGCCCGGAAGAUUGUCGACGACCCGCUCUGGCGAAUUAGAGUCAUUUUCUCAGGGCACAACUGUCCCGGCGAGGGUGAACACAAAAUCAUGGACUUUAUUCGGGCGGAGCGGGUGAAGCCCGACUACGACCCGAACACCCGGCAUUGCAUGUAUGGACUCGACGCGGAUUUGAUGAUGCUCGGCCUCUCGUCGCACGAACCGCACUUUUCGUUGCUGCGCGAGGAGGUGAAAUUCGGACGGCCCCCGUCAAAAAAUGCCGCCAAGAAGGGCCAAAAGACGAGAGAACUGAAAAACCAGCCGACCGAUAUCACCUUUCACCUACUGCAUCUGCAGCUUUUCCGCGAAUAUUUGAGCUGGGAAUUCCACGAGCUCGAGACAAAACUCAGCUUCCCGUUUGAUUUGGAGAAUAUCAUCGAUGACUGGGUGCUGAUGUGCUUUUUAAUUGGUAACGAUUUUAUCCCGCAUCUGCCCAACGUGCACAUCCACCAAAAUGCACUGCCGCUCCUCUACAAGACCUACAUCACGGUGCUGCCGACGUUGGGAGGGUACAUGAACGAGAAGGGCGUGCUCAACCUGAAGCGCUUUGAGACGUUUUUGAAGGAGUUGGCCGAUACGGACAGGAAAUGCUUCAUCGAGAAGAUGGACAACGACCAGUUUAUGGACUCGAAGCGCGGCGUGCUUUUUGGCGACGCCGAGGGGCAAGAAGGAGCGGGAGAAGAGGAAGCUGACGAUGGGAAACAGAAGAAAAAGAAGAAGCUGGAACGAUACGCGGAUUCUGACCUGUCGGCGGCCUCCGACGAGGAGUCUGAAGAACAAUCUGACGAUGCGGCCUUCGUGACGUCAGAUGAGGAUGGGGAAGUUGACAGCGACGCGGAUGACGAUCUUCUGGCUACCGGCGUGCUGUCUGCAGAGGAUGCGAUGGCCUCUGACGAUUUUGACGGCGAUUUCGACGACGACCUGGGCGCAGCACUGCGCGGAAUGGACGACGACGCCUUCGAGAAUGACCCUGACAAAUGCUGGUCGGUGGCCAUCAACAACAAGUUCAAACGCCAUCGCCGCGACUACUACCGCGAGAAGAUGAAGUUUGGCAAUAUCUCGAGGGAUCAGCUGCGAGCACAGGCCGAGGGAUACAUACGGGCCAUACAGUGGAAUCUCCAUUACUACUAUCAUGGAUGCGUGUCCUGGAGCUGGUUCUUCCCGUUCCACUUUGCCCCCUACAUCUCGGACAUUCUGAAUUUCGACGAGGUCGACGUCUCCUUCGACCUCAGCGAGCCGUUCAAGCCGUUCGAGCAGCUGCUGGCCGUCUUGCCGGCGGCGAGUGCGAAUUGUUUACCGGUGCCUUUGCAGGCGCUGAUGAAGGACGACAACUCGCCCAUCCUCGACUUCUACCCCACCGACUUCGAGACGGAUCUGAACGGGAAGGUGAACGACUGGGAGGCCGUCGUCCUGGUCCCGUUCAUCGACCAGGCGCGGCUGUUGCAGGCCAUGGAGAGCAAGCAACGCUUCCUAUCCGCCGACGAGAAGCGCCGCAACACCCUCGGCCCCCACAUCCAAUACACGGCCGACACCAGGCGUCUCGAUGCCGUCAAGCCGAUCAGAACCGAGAUCGACAAGGACGAGUAUCGCUUGCCGCGCAGCAAACUGGUGCUCGGCCUCCUUGCCGGCGUCAAGCUGGAUGUGCACUUCCCCGGGUUUCCGACAAUGUGCCACAUCCCGCACACCGCCAUGCUCGAGCCGGUCGGCGUCAAGGUAUUCACCCAAACCUCGAAAAAGCCAAGCAUGCUGCUGAAACCGAAAUGUCGCCCCGAGUUCGAGCGGGACCUCGACGUCAUCGCCAAGGAGCUGCUCGACACGCAGGUGUACGUCAAAUGGCCGAUCCUCAUCCUCGCCAAGGUCAACCAGAUUUGGGACAAGGAUUGCCGCUUCUUCUACGACGGCACCGAGAUCAAGAAGGCGGCGCUCGAUGACGACGAGCGCGACGAGUUCGUCAGUGCCGUCAAGAACGAGCGGGCCGAACUUCUCCACCGGUACGCCAUCGACACGGGCCCCGUCGAGCGGAUCGCGUUCUGCUCCAAGUUCCUCGGUUUCACUUAUCAAGCGAAAAACGGUCAAAUGGAGCAGGUGAAGCAGUGGUCCGGCUCGGCGACCACCGACCAGAUGCUUCGCGUCCCGCUGCAUCUCAUCGUCUCGAACAUCAACGUGGAGGCGAACCGUGCCGCCCACGUCGUCCCGAUCAGCACCAUUUUCCCCGUCAAUUCGAAGGCGUUCGUCAUCCACACCGGCGUGCCGGCCACGUACGGCCAUCCGGGCAUCAUCACAGACAUUAUGGAGCCGGGGCUGCCGACUUCGCGCAUCGUGCUGAAAGUGGCCAUCUACCCGGACCCGAACCUGCUCCUCAUCCGGAAGGAGAUCAAUCUCCACUCGCUCGUUUGGCUCGACCGUUAUCAGUGCGCGAGGAGGGCGAAUGUCUCCACGCUGCUCUUCCUGCGCAUCGUCGGCUCAAUGUACCUGAUCACCGACCCGAAGGCCAAGCACGACGAGAAUCCGAAGACAGCGGCCCGCAUCCCCAUCGGCCUGAACCUCAAGUCCGACAAGUUCAACAAGGAGAUUCCCGACUACUCGCGCAAAAACGGCCAAUAUUGGGACUACUCGAACAUGUCGAUCGCCCUCAUCAUGGAGUAUUACAACAAAUUCCGCCCAAUGUUCGACUACAUCGACCGGAAGUUCCGCGUCAGCGAGGACUUCCAGGAGCCCUACUUUGCCGAAGAGAUUUGGCCAAACGAGCAGUCGCGCGAGAAGAAGCUCGACGAGCUGAAGGCGUACCUCAACGACCUGCCCACGAAUACGAUUGCCAAAAUCCCGUGCGGAACGCCAUAUCUCGACUCGGGCUGUAUUAAGCAACUCGAGAAAGCCGCCAAAUUGGCCGCCGGCUGCCAGCCGACGAUGAAAAAGCUCGCCGUCCUGCCCGCCUAUGUCUUCAAGCGCUCAAUGUUGGGCGGUCGUGUGCUGCCCGACGCGGAGGCCGACUUCGAGCUGUUCGACCGGGUCACCUUCGUCGCCGAGGGGCUGUCGGUGCCGUGCGGAAGUCGCGGUACGGUAAUCGGGAGCAGCGACGACAAGCUGGAGGUGUUCUUCGAUCGUCCAUUCGGCGCCGGAUACAAAAUUCGAAGCUCGCUGGCGCAGUGCUACAAGGUGAACAAGACGGACGUGCUGAACAUCACCUUCGCCCUCUACAGAAAGGGCAAAGAGGCCGAGCUGAAGAAGGCCAAGGCCGCACAGAAAAAAUUCACCAAGCCCGGCGCGGUGGUGACUUCCGGCGAGUUUGUCGCCUGGGCCCCGCCGAUCCAGAAGCAGAACAAGCCGGACCGUCAGCCCGAAUCGUCCGGAAAAUCGUGGGAGCCCGAGGCGCCCAAGAUCUUGACCCGGCCCAAGAAUGAGGACAAGCCGGCGAAAGGCAGCAAGAAGGACGAGUCUGAGAAGCCCUCAAAGCAAAGCAAGAAGCAGGAGAAGCCCUCAAAGUCUCCGCCCAUCACGUCGAGUACGGAGGAGAAGACGUCACAGAAACCGCCGAAGCCGGCGAAGCAGCAGGAGAAGCCUUCCAAGUCUUCGCCCACCACUUCCAGCUCGGAAGAGAAGACGUCUCAAAAACCGCCGAAGCCGGCGAAGCAGCAGGAGAAGCCCUCAAAGUCACCUCCAAGCGUUUCGCCCUCUGAACAGAAGGUGUCGCAGGAAAAGCCGAAAGCCAAGCAGGCGAAGCCCCUGACGAAGCCACCCGCCAAGUUCAAGCCCGAAGAUGUGGAAAAUGUUGAGGCUUCGGACGCGCUGAAAAAGCUGAUCGACCUGGCGCUGAGCAGCGGGGCGUCCGACAGUCUCGAGGCGGCCGAUCGUGACGAGGAUGAGGAGCUGGGCACAAUGUCCUUCCUCUCGCCCGCCAAGGCUACGAAAUCGGCCGAAUCCGUGGAACCACCGCCAACCACCGAGGCGUCAACACCACCAGAAGUGGUGGCGACGGAAAAGAGCGAGACGUCGAAGGCAGAUGAGAUGGAGGUGGACACGGUGCCACCGGCGGACGAGGAGCCUGGUGAAGUCGUCGCCCCAAAUCGCCAUCACAGUGAUGGAGAGUUCCGCGGAGCAAGACGUGACAACGAAUCGCCAAAUGGGAAUCGUGGCGGACCUAACAAUCGUGGAUGGCGCGGCGGCCAUCACCAGCCCGUGCCCCCGUAUAUGAUGCCCAACUUUCCGCCGCCGAUGAUGUUUGCCCGCGGUCACCCGAUGAUGCAGCUGUUCGGACCGCCGCGCGGCAUCAACCAGCAGCCGCCACAAUCCUUCUUCAACAACCGAGGGCAUCAACAGCAUCAUCAACAACAACAUGGAGGGAAUGAUGGAGGGCGAGGCGGAAGGGGCGGACGAGGCGGAACGGGAGCAAGAGGAGGAGGAGGAGGACGGGGCAGCUACAUCAACCAGCAGCUCCUCAACAACGCCGACCUCAAGCCCAGCACGUUGAUGCGACCACGCGGCGGUCGACCCGGUCGCCCAGGCCCACGAGCAACACCCCGCGGGCUCGACCGGCAGUUCUCCGACGAAAAUCGCCAGUCGACGAGUUCUCCAUCGCCACCAACCGUCACCAUCCCGACGACUCAACCCCCCACAGCCAACGUCGACCAGAAGCCCAGCCCGCGCCAAGGGCCCAAGCCCCGCAAACAACGACUGGCCGCCAAUUUUGCCGCCUCU